AUGUUGCGCGUAGCUCCCAAAUUCUUCACCACCGCCCCGCUUCGGACCAUCUCACCCUUUGCAUGUCGCUCCUCACUCCGUUCUAUCGCUGACUCAGCUCCUUUCAACAAAAUCCGCAUUCAAAGAGAUGAUGACACUGCAUUCGAUGCAUAUGUUGUUGGCAAAAACAACGCUCCUGGAAUCGUUGUGCUUCAGGAGUGGUGGGGUGUGGAUUUUGAAAUUAAAAACCAUGCUGUGAUGAUUUCUCAACUCGGUCGGGGAUUCAAAGCUCUUAUUCCAGAUCUGUACAGAGGAAAGGUUGGUCUGGAUGUCGCAGAAGCACAACAUUUGAUGGAUGGUCUUGAUUGGCAAGGCGCUGUGAAAGAUAUUCAUGCUUCAGUUAACUGGCUUAAGGCAAAUGGUUCAAAGAAGGCUGGUGUUAGUGGAUUUUGUAUGGGGGGUGCUCUUGCUGUUGCAAGCUCCGUCUUGGUUCCAGAAGUUGAUGCUGCUGUAGCUUUCUAUGGAGUUCCUUCUUCUGAACUUGCGGACCCUGCCCAAGCCAAGGCUCCUGUUCAGGCUCACUUUGGAGAGCUGGAUAAUUUUGUUGGUUUUUCAGAUGUUACGGCUGCCAAGGCCUUGGAGGAGAAGCUGAAGGCAUCUGGUGUUCCUCAUGAGGUACACAUAUAUCCUGGCAAUGGACAUGCAUUCAUGAACAGGUCUCCUGAAGGAAUCAAGAGGAGGAAGAGCAUGGGAAUGCCAGAUGAAGACGAAGCUGCAGUUCAGCUUGCCUGGUCUCGCUUCCAGUCAUGGGUGACACAUUACUUAACUGGCUAA
Sphenostylis stenocarpa is the source of this 813-nucleotide messenger RNA. The record is from the annotation of a GenBank genome assembly. NCBI's taxonomy places the organism in Eukaryota, Viridiplantae, Streptophyta, Magnoliopsida, Fabales, Fabaceae.